This is a messenger RNA of Tilletiopsis washingtonensis, 2975 nucleotides long. RefSeq lists its product as hypothetical. The record is from RefSeq and is a predicted model, not a curated record. The transcript has 5 exons. Lineage: Eukaryota; Fungi; Basidiomycota; Exobasidiomycetes; Entylomatales. Bases 160 to 2871 code for a protein of 903 amino acids. Gene Ontology annotation, biological process: protein localization to plasma membrane.
CUGCUCCCGUGCCUGGUGCGUCGCACACAGAGUGCCGCUCCCGCAUUCAACGUCUGGCCGCCGCCAGUCUUCUCGCCCACCACACCUUCGCUUCUCGCCGCCGUCCCCGUGCUUAGCUCCACCAACUCUUUCUCCUUCACCUGCGCGCGCCUCUCCGCAAUGUGCGUGCCCAAGGCCAACCACCGGCGCCUCAUCGACGAGUGCUACCCGCCGCCGAAGCAGCUCGCCGCCGCCGCACCCGACUUCAAGCCCAACAGCAACGAGCUCAGCCGCCUCGCCUACUACGCCAAUGCCAAGCCGGCCAAGCUCACAAAGGUGCUCACCGUGCUGCAGGCCAAGGCGACGGCGAGCGCCCGCGGCCUCGGCGGCAGCGGCGCCGCGGCGGACAAGAGCAAGGCCGGCCUCAUGAUCACCCUCGGCGUGCUCAAGCAGCUCAUUCUCGACUGCCGCUCGCACCUCUCCUACUUUGCGCCUGCGGCUCAGGCCAUCAUUUCGACCGCGCUCGAUGCGGCAGCGAAGCCCACGGCCGCCGGCCACCGCGACCUCGACGUCUCUGCACGCGCUGCGAGCACGUUCUAUGCGCUGGCCAACUACCUGGACAAGGAGAGUUCUGCAUCUGAUGCGCGCUACGCGGGCCUGCUUCGCAGCUUCGCAUCCAUCGCCACCGAGGGCGGGCGCGACGAGGAAGAGCAGACACGAGCGCGUCUGAUCGGACUGGGUGCCAUCGCUGGCGCCGUUGGCUCCGACGCCCUGUACUCGACUGCCUUUGCGAAGCAGGUCGGCACAAUCGUGCCCGCCCUGCUGGCCAACGUGACGGAAAAGGCCGCAGUCGACCUUGCCUUCCUGCGCGCGGAGAGCGCCAAGGCAGCCGACGGCACGCAGCUGUUCGCCGAGUACGCAAGCAAGCGCCGCCCGGUCGGCGUCCGCCGCGCACCCAGCCUGUCCGCCGCGGCAGGCGGCGAGAAGGCGCCCGGGCCGCGUGACGCUGCCAGCGCCGCGAUGGGCACGAUGCAGAGCCUGCUCCACCACGGCGACGCCAGCCACGUGCAGGCCAGCAUCGCGUGCGUAGUGUCCCACCUCGACGCCAGCGGCGCGUGGCGCUCGGCGGCAUGGUGCGCGUGGCUCGCCGAGGCGCUGGCCAGCUGGACUGCGCAGCCGUACCGCUUCGUGGUGCUGACGUUCUUCGUCGAGCACCUCGUGGAGGCCGAGACAUCGGCGCAGCCAAAGAAGGCAGACACGCUCGUGCUCAUGAUCUCGACGCUCCUGCGCAGCAAGCUGAGCCUCAUCGGGCUAAGCACCUCGGACACGAUUUCGAACCUGCUCGGCCUCGCGGUGCGCCGCACGCACGCGGCGCCAGACGACGAGCUUCUGCCGGCGCUGAUCGACUGUGUCGGUGCGCUCGGCGCGCACACAUACUACGCCGAUCAGGCAAACGACUGCGCCGACGAGAUCUGUGCUCGCAUCUCGGCGCUGCUGCUGCCCGACACCGAUGUCGCGGAGGCGGCCAAGACCUCGUUCGGCAACGCUUCGCGGCGUCCCAUCAAGACGGGCGACCGCGCCCGCGAUGAGAGCCUGCGCGUGCUGCUGUGCUGCCUGGCCUCGCUCAUCGACUCGGCGAAUGUGCCCAGCCGCAAGAGCGGGGCAGGAGCGAGCGCGCGCCCGCGCAUGUCGCCCGACACGAUGGCGCCGACCUGCGCCCUGCUCGCCUCGCCGAACCCGCGCGUGCGCCUGACGUACCACCAAACCGUGCUCUUCUUCCUGCAGCGCGAGGCGGGACCGGCCUCGGACACCCUGCCGUCUGCCGGCGUUGCGCAGCAAAAGGAAGCGACGGCGUUCCUCCACGCCUGGGCCGCCGGAGCAUUCGUCCUCGCCCUCGCGCGCGGCCUGUCUAUGCCCCAGGGCGCGAGCGAGACGCCGCUGUCUGCGCUGCCCAUCCUCGACCGCAGCAACGCCGAAGGCGUGCGUGGCCCUGCGCCCGAGACGGCGGCGCAGCCGGUAGACUACGCAGGGCUCACUGCCGCAGCAGACGCCAUGGCGCGCUACUUGCCCGUGCCCGCGACGCUGGGCUUGGUACCCGGCCUGCUCGCUCUGGAUCGCGCGGCCGGCAGCCGCCUCAGCCCGCAAGGCGUCGAGGGCCAGAGGCUCUCGGCCGCGCGCGCCUUCGUCGCGGCGACCCUGGCAACAAUGGCGGAGGUCUGGGAGUCCUCUUCGCUUGCGCGCUCUGCAAAGGCAUCGCUUGAGGCCCACAACAUCCUCACCUCGUUCCCUGCUGCCAUGCCGGAGCUCGACGCAGCGCACGACUUUGUGCCCUUCCCGGGCGGCAGUGCCGGAGCCGCGUCCGAGCGCGGCCUGGACGCGCGCACUGUUGCGCAGGCCCUGGCGCAGAGCAGCAAGCUGCAGCGCGAAACCAGCCUCAGCGAGGAAGAGCUGCAGAACUGGCUGCUGCGCGAUUGGAGCGUGCAGAUUGCCGUCGACGACUCGCUCAUUGGCGCGUCGCCCUUCCGCUCGUCGCUGGACGGCGCUGCGGCGCGGCCUUUCGCUGGCGAGCGCGCGGACGGCGGCAGCGACAGCGAGGCUGACAUCGGCGCUCCCCGCGGCGUCGGCGUCGACGACUUCAGAGAAGCGCUUGGCAGCCGCUCGUACGCCAGCAAGCGCCGGACAAAUGGCGAGCUCGGCCACGGCGCGCCGAACGGCAGCAGCAGCGACCCACGAGCCGAGCGGCGCACGAGCCGGCGUGUGAGCCGCAAGGAGGCCAGCGUCCCCGCCGCGGGCGUGCCGGCGCUGCUCGACGACCUGCACGUCGGUGUCGCCGAGGAGAGCGGCGCCGAUGGUGAGCAGCGCCCCACGCUCGUGGCGCCUGCGCUGUCCUGAGAGGGCUGCCCCUGCCCCCAUGCCCCCAUGCCUAUCUACACUCCUUUGCUGCCCUGUGCUUCUCCCGUGCGACAUACCUCUGCAACUAUUUUUUGUGCUGCCUC